AUGGCGACGACGACCGCAGCCGAGCCGGACGCAGACGUUGUCGCAGCCGCACCGCCGCUUGAGAGCAGCCCCGUCGUCGAUGCUGCACUGGAAGCACGCAUCGUGGCGCACUGUACCGUCCAUGUCGCGCCUGCUGCUUCUCAUGAGCGUGACCUCGUAACCGCAUUCCUCGCCACGCCUCGCGCAACUCAACGUGUUUUGAUACAACGACUUUUAGCCAAUCAGAGACUCGAUACAUUUUCCUCGCUAUUGUCAUUUUUCGUCCAAGUGAUUAUUGCCGCCCACGCGACGUCGCACGACGCAUACGUGGACGCUACUGCCGCAUGCGGCAUCCAAUCGCCGUCAAACGAGUCGGAGCUGCUCGGUAACCCGGUCGACUAUACAGCUGCCGAAUCACAGCGCGUGGCGCGCUUUUCUGCCUGCGUAGCGACCCAUUAUGGCAGUGUGAAGCGCCUGAAGUGCGAAGAAGUGUGGCACGGCGACCACAUGGCCUACCGCUGUCGCACGUGUGGCCUCUCGGACUCGAGCUGCAUGUGUUUGACGUGUUUCGACCCGGACGAGCACGAGGGACACGACUAUCGAGUGUAUCGCUGUUCGUCCGGUGGCUGUUGUGACUGUGGCGACGCGUUGGCGUGGAAACCGCAAGGGUUUUGCAAGAAACAUUGUGCUGCACAAGCAGAUACGGGUGGAAUCGGUCCGAGGAUGAUGGAUAUGGGCGCAGAAGAGUAUGCUGUGGUGCAGAUGGUGGUGAGGACAAGUAUGGGGUUUUGUGUCGAGACGUUGCGGCUAGUGUACGCUGCGUGCUUGAAACCACGUGCACACGAUCGUGUGGCGUCACGUAAGGGGUUGCCUCGAACUGGCGUGCUGCGUGCAUCGCUCUCGCCACUAGUCAAGGUGUACGUGGAUAGAAUGCAAGAGACACUCACGUGGCUGCAAAUGCUGUCGAUGAGCUGUCUGCAGUAUCGGAAGAUUAUCUCGGGUAUGUUCUUUGAAGAGUUGCCAGCGGAGUUUCACCUGAAUGGUGCUGUUGUGUCGGCUCGAGCUCUUGCGGGUACGGCCGAAACUUGUUCUCGGGAAGGGGAGUUUGAGGAAGGACCGAUCGACACAAUGCCGCUAAGUGACGAAUCGGAUGAUGAGAAAGUGGAAGAAGACACACUAGCGCAUGAACCACUGCUAAUGAUUGAUGUGUUCCUAAAAGCAGGGGUAUUGCUGCCUGUUGAGACGUGCGAUGUGCUUGGCGUGCUAUAUCUAAAGCUGCUGUUUGACCAAUCGUUCAAGCAAAUGUAUACUUGCCACUUUGUCGAGUGGUAUCCGUAUUUCAUAGAGCUGUACUUGGCUGCCAGCGACGCAAACAACGAGGACGGCAUGCGAAACCUGUCUCGAUUCAUCGAUCGGCUAUUCUGUCAGCUUUUCCACAGCAAUGCACAACUGCGUGAACUAGAAACUGUCUUUGCUUCGAUGCGACAAGGUUGUAAUGCCGUACACAAGGACCAACGAACCCAUGGUCGUCGGCGACGGCGGCAUGUCGACCACGUCUAUGGAAUUGCUGCUGUAGCAACUGAUUUGACGCCGUCAUCCUGUGUCGAGUGGUUGAUGGUGUUCUUGCUGGAAAAGCUCAAUGAUUUAUUUCGAAGUACUCUCCGGUUGAUGACAAUCCUGCCUCAGCCUUGCAUUGAUGGGAGCUUACCUGUCAUUGGCAGCACAAACGGUAGCAGCACAUCUACUGUGGGCUUAGGAACUGAGCCGGAGGCUCCUCCAGUUUUACGAACUGUCCAGACGGUGGACUGCGGAAGAAAUGUGUACAAGAAACGAAUCUAUGCGCGAUUGUGCUCAGAUCUACGAACAUUAUUGGUACAUCCACAGAUUGCAGCGGAAGUAUUGUUGAGGUCUUUUCGCUGCAUUGGCGGAGAAGACUGUGCUCUUCACGAGGCAUCAGUGUUCGCGCAGCUCAUGAAAGCCUUUGAGUUGCUUCAGCAAAUGGACUUGCAGACUCGUCACAUCCACCGGCAUAUCGAGUACGAGUCGCAGAACUGGACGUAUGCUUUUGUGGCAGACUACGAGCUCAAACUGUUGCUCAGCGCUUUUCUUACCGGCGUUCCCGCGUGCUUCUCGCGUGAGGUGUGGCAGACGAUUACAGCGGAUGACAGCAUGCGGAAGCAAAGAGCGACAGGAGUAAUGACGGGUGGAGCGGGGUUUAGUCCGCUAGAAAUGGACACUUUUCGACCCGUUGCACUGGCUCAAGCAAUUUUGCAACCCGUAAGGGAAGCGUUGGCUCAGUGGAUAAACCGCAACGGAAUACCUGAGUUCACUGCGGAAGCAGCAGAGUCGCACGCUGAUCGUGGAGAAGUUGCGACUGCGACGGAGGUGACCGCUCAGCUCAUGAAGUAUUAUGAGCAAGGAACAGCAGCUUUGUCUGGCGCAAGCGCAAAGAGUUUUCACUUUCCGCUCAAUCAAAUGUACGCAGCACUGAUUCACGCUCUGUGCGGUGUGGUGCGUCCUCAGACUUUGGACGAUUGGCGCGAUUUGCUCGGCAUGGGAUGUACGGAUACGGGAAAGCAAAAAGACUUGGCGUUUUGGUAUAGUGUGUUGGAUCACCCACUCCGUGUGCUCCUUUUUUCGAGAGAGAUUAAAGCAGGUCUUUGGACUCGAAAUGGCGGGGUGAUGCUGCAGCAGUUGGUUCAUUAUCAUUCCAAACACUGGCGAUUCUUCGGUCUUCACUCCGACGUGUUCCUUUGCCAACUGGGGGCUAUGCUCCUUCCCCACGGGAGCUUUACGCGCCUUUUCUUUCAUCAUUUGCCGUUUGGAAUCCGUAAUUCAUCUAUACUGGGACUGAGCUCGCCGAAUGAUACACAAACGGAUGCCAGCGAUGCCACUGCCAAUGCUGACCGCGGUCGCGAGCUUCGACAGGAGCUGGAUAUUGUAGAGGAGGCGCUGCGCCUUUUGCUUCAGCUGGUGCUUGCGCCCGUGAAAUUGGCGUCUGCGAGCUCACCUGACACAGCCGCGGCGUGGCUUCUAGAGCGCGAGAUCAUGCACUGGUUGACGCUGGGCCCAUCUACGCGUAGUGAGGUGGUCACGCGAACGGAUAUGAAGUUGGUGGAGCUGAUCAAGCAACUUUCAGCGCACGAGUGGGCCGAGCUGGAAGAAGAGGAGAUUCUGACGCACGUAUUGGAAAAAGUAGGUGUGUAUGAUGAGCCUGCUGGAAACAGCAGUGGCUCUCGUACUACUCGAAGUGGCAGUCUACAAGGAUACGGACUCAAGAUGAGUGUGGUGUGGAAAUUGAAGCCUGAGUUGUGGUCUCAUGUAUCUCCGCUGUUUGAGUGUUUUACGCCAUCGGAAGCACAGCAGUGCGAACAGAACAUCCGCAAAUAUCUACCCAAGUCGAAUGAACGAGACAACGUCUUGGCGACAGCAAUCGUCCUGCCCACGUUGCCACGCGCACAACUGGAAGGGGAGAGUAGCGUUGACAUGCACGCUUUGAUUGCCAAAACGAUGUUGAACUCGUCGUAUAUGGCCAGCGCUUUGUUCAUCAUUUUUGAGAACUACAAGCGGAAAACAGUGGCAUUGCGUCAACUUGAGCGAGGAAGUGGCGAAGCCCAGGACAGCUUGUGUUCGUACACCAACGAGAAUCUGUUGCUCGCAGCGCUGCAUUGUUUAUACGUGGCAGUUGAGAUGCUCCCUGAAGACACCCAGAAUCACCACCUGACAGUACGCAAGGUUUGCACUGACUCCAGCUGCAAACAGAAUCUGGAUGACAUUGCACACUGCUUUGAUGAAGAGAGCAGCUUAUUCGUCAAGCUUUGCACCGAUGUGCCCGUAGAAUCCACGUACCAUGACGUGAACGAAGUAGCGAGUUCAAGUUUGCUGUCGCUGCUGCUAUUCUUUGGUGAACAGAAAAACAGUCUGGAGGACUCGUGCGCUGUGGUGAAUCGGAUUCUUCAAUCAGUACGUGAGAAGUCGCCAGCCUGUUCAUUAUGUUUGGAUGCAAUGAUGCGUUCGAAGCUAGACAUCCAAGCUCAAGAACGUAUUAGUGGCUCUCAUCCUGAUAGCUUUGCCCUAUGCACGAGCGGUGACAUGGGUGAUAAGCAACCAAAACUCAGUGCGAAAGAGAUGAUGAGAAGACGGCAGCAGCAAAUAUUGGAGAAAAUGCGGUCGCAGCAGAUGCAGUUCCUGUCUUCUAGCAGCACCGCAGCAGAAGACGGCAAUUGCGAAAGCACAGGUGGCAAUACCAAAGGCAAUGGUCUGGAGAUCGACACUGAUAGCGACAGCGCCGGCGCAGCAAUAGAGUCUGAUGAUGAAAUGGAUGAAGACCACGAAGAGGAAGAUGAGUGGGGAUUCCCUACCGGGCAGGUAAGCGUGUCUUUGUAUUUAGACCACGUUUCGUCAGCCAUUGCUCAGGUGAUGGACAAGCAGCGGAGAUGUCAAGGCUGGAGACGGCGGCGAAGGCGAAGUACUCGGACUUCGUCAAUAUCGGUUGAAAACGACCACAUGGGACGAUUGUCUUCCGCAAGCUAUGACUACGGCUCAAUGGACGAUCGUUCGCUUCAAACUGAAGAGUGUGGUCUCUGUCGUUUGUCGUGUGACCCACGCUCCCGUGAAUCGUCGUUUGGUUUUGUGGGUAUGAUUUUGCCGACGAAUAUGCUUCAGAAAGUAGACAAAGUCUCGCCCUGCAGCACUGGUAGGGACGUCUGUUCUCUAUUACCACCGUGUCUGCCUUCAAGCCGCGUACUCAAACCGGGAACAAAUGAUGAAAUGCGCGUGCAGCUUGCGGAUAGCGUGAUUUGGAGUUGUGGCCACGCUAUUCACCACUCAUGCUUAGCGGCUUAUCUCAAGUCGCUGUGGCAACAAAAGCACGGCCGUGGUCCCGUAGAGCUGGCAAAUGGUGACGAUCGCUUGCUGAGCAAGCGUGACAUGGAGUUCUUGUGUCCGAUUUGUCGCCGGCUUUCGAAUUGCCUGGUUCCGUGCAUUUCUUUGGGAGAACUUCGCGAGCGAGUGUCUGCUUCUGAGUUUAUGAAGACGGGAUUCGGAUCGGAAGAGGAAGAAGAAGAAGAAAAGCAAGACGACGGACAGGAUCCACUGGCGUUCCUUCCAUGGCUGGACGCGCAAAUGAGUUUUCGUGAUGACUCGCCAGUUGUCAAGCGACGUCGUUCUCGGACGCAGUCGAGUAUGCGUUUGAGGCAGCGUUUGCAGUCAGCCACAUCGAAAUCGUCAUUAUCCUCUGAGCCCAUGUCCUCCUCUGCUGGGCUUACUUUGUCUUGUGGUGAGCGCCAGUCGCCUGAGCCAGACAGGAGCGUCGAGGGCGAGAUUGGCGUCUUCUGCCAGGAAAUCGUGCUACGUUGUGUGCGCGCACAGUUGUACCUACCGACGCUCCUGGCCAGUUCCAUUCGUGAUGAAGGUAGCUUGGACUUGGAAAUGCAGCAACUUGGCUCGGACUGCGGUGCUCAGACUCCUGCAUGGCAAUUGCUGUUGCGUUGUUUGGAGGUGCAGUUACGUGUGGUUGUGCGUGAGAAGACGCUGUUGCAGACAGAUGGUCUUGAUCCAUUACAGCUCCGGUCGAUGCGCCAGGUUGCAGACCUCACAGCAGUGGCAGUGGCCUCAACGUCGCCGAGUUCAUUGGCAUGGACAACAGUAGAAGCGCCAGCUGAGCAGCACUUUGAGAGCAUUAUGACACGGCUGAAUGGACUGAUAUUCGGCCAGCAAGUGCUUUUCGAAGAGGAUGACGCCGCAUGCCACACGAGGUGGAAUCGUUUUGGUCAACUGGAAAGCGGUGACUUCGAGGACACGACGGACGCGGCCUUAGUGGGGACGCCCAUGUUGUGUCAUCCGCGGUUGCUCACUUGUUUCGCACUGCGGUUGAUGUGGAGACAGAGCAUCGCGACACUCAGCGCUGACGUCGCUGCAGAGCAGCUGCUCACAGAAGCGUUUUUCUCGGCCCGUGUGUUAUUCACAGCCCAGGUCUUGCAGUCGCUUGCCCAUCUCUCGAUGCAAGAUGACCAACUCUUGUCAAGUGAUGAAGCGGGAAUUGAAGAAGAAUCGAAUGGCGUGAUUGUUCGUGCGGAAAUUCGUGACUUUGAUGGGGUCGAGUCGCUUCAGGAUGCAUCUGCGUGGAUUUCAUCGGUGCUCAUGCGAUGUCGCUUAGUGGAUAGCGAAUCGAUUAUGGCACCUGGCGCGACCGUCCACCGACCAUGGAAUACUACCGCUAUGGAAGAACAAGUGAGCAUGCUGUGCUUACCACUGGCUCAGCAGAUGCUUCUGCUCAUGGAUGUCCUGUUGUCCAUAUCACAUCAGCAUUUCAACGACAGUCAAGGCAGCAGCGAGUCCAAGUCAUCGCAAGUUGUCUCCGAGUCGUGUGCCGUGUGCGAAGGACUGUAUCCGUCGACAUCGACGUCAACCAGGGCUUCUGCAUUGCUUGACAAGUGUCUGCGACGACUCCAUUUGCCCCCGCUGAGACUGUUUUUCCAUCGGCAGAUGUUCCCGUCAAGUCAGCGUGCGUUAUGCCAGCUCUGGGGCGCCCAGCUCGAAGCAAAGGCUGCCGUCUCUCGACAGCAAGCACGCUCUCAAACGCAAGUGACUGGUGCUUCUUCCAUCGACGCUUUCCCGCUGAAGCAGCGCGUGAUGCUGCUCUCGUCUCGAGCUACUAGCGACAGAGCAAAGUACCGCAUGCUCAUUUCGCUGCCGCGUGUGUACAUGGAUCUCUUCAUUCGUUACAACGAGAAGCCCAUGGGAGUCUGCCGCCAGUGCGCUCAGGUCCCUCAGCAUCCAGGGCUGUGUCUCUUCUGUGGUGAAGUGCUGUGCUGUUUCUCAGCGUGCUGCGAGGCAAAAGAAGGCGGUGGCGUGGGGGAAUGUACGCAGCACGCUCAGCACUGCGGCCUUGGGUUAGGCGCUUUCUUGCUUCUGCGUGCAUGCACCGUGAUCCUUUUCUUUGGCAACGAGCGACGCUGCGUAUGGGGUAGCCUUUACGUGGACAAGAAUGGCGAAGAGGACCCGUACCUUCGUCGCGGUAAGACGUUGUACCUUGAUCCGAGUCGUUGCUUAGCGCUGGAGACGCUGCUGGUCUCGCACAGCUUCUCGCAGAACACCGCCAUUUUGCAAAACACAUCGAGGAGAGACGGGCGUCGAUAUUGA
Peronospora matthiolae is the source of this 7122-nucleotide messenger RNA. Lineage: Eukaryota; Oomycota; Peronosporomycetes; Peronosporales; Peronosporaceae. The record is from the annotation of a GenBank genome assembly.